This is a messenger RNA of Ctenopharyngodon idella (grass carp), 4619 nucleotides long. It is a transcript of the gene dvl1a, whose product is annotated as dishevelled segment polarity protein 1a. Gene Ontology annotation, biological process: intracellular signal transduction; canonical Wnt signaling pathway. Gene Ontology annotation, molecular function: frizzled binding. Lineage: Eukaryota; Metazoa; Chordata; Actinopteri; Cypriniformes; Xenocyprididae. Bases 268 to 2472 code for a protein of 734 amino acids. The transcript is spliced from 15 exons. Gene Ontology annotation, cellular component: cytosol. The record is from RefSeq and is a predicted model, not a curated record.
CGUCCCUUCCUGUUUUACUGGCUAUCAGAGAGAAACAUUGACGCCGUAAUAGAGACGCGCAGGCUUCGAUUAUGUCUGGAACCGCUCUCUCCGUCCAAGACCAGGAUUUUUGUUUGCCUACGUGAAACCGGCAACCAGCAAUGUCGCCUUAUAGCGCAUAUAAGACACUUGACGAGUCAUAGUCUACAAAUAUAUAUUUUUUAUCGCGCUACUACAACCCUUGCUCCUUCUUCUGUCAAUGAUUGUCCUACCCAUAUAAGCCUACUCAUGGCGGAGACCAAAAUUAUAUACCAUAUCGACGAAGAAGAAACCCCUUAUUUAGUGAAACUGACGGUUUCUCCGGAAAAAGUCACGUUGGCGGAUUUUAAAAAUGUCCUUAACAACCGUCCGGUCAACAGUUAUAAAUUCUUUUUCAAAUCUAUGGAUCAGGAUUUCGGAGUCGUCAAAGAGGAAAUCUCUGAUGAUAACGCCAAGCUGCCCUGCUUCAACGGCAGAGUGGUGUCCUGGUUGGUGUUAGCUGAAGGCACACACUCGGAUGGGGGAUCUCAGUGCACAGAGAGCCACAAAGAGCUACCACCACCCUUGGAGCGAACUGGAGGGAUUGGAGAUUCCAGACCCCCCUCUUUCCAUGCCAAUGCGGUGAGUAGUCGGGAUGGAUUGGACACAGAGACAGGCACAGAGUCUCUCCAGAGCCAACGGAGAGAGCGAGAGAGGCAGCGAGCUCACAGGAGGGCACGAGAAAGUGAGUUCCCUCGCGUGAACGGUCAUUCGAAAUCGGAGCGCGUGAACCGCGACUCAGCUGUUUGCUAUGACAGUGCUUCAGUGAUGAGCAGCGAGCUGGAAUCCAGCUCUUUCAUAGAAAGUGAGGAGGAUGAGGAUGCCAGCAGACUUAGCAGUUCGACCGAGCAGAGCUCUUCAUCACACCUCAUGCGUAGACACAAACGCAGGCGACGAAGACAGAAAGUCACCAAAAUGGACAGGUCCUCAUCCUUUAGUAGUAUUACAGACUCCACAAUGAGCCUCAACAUUAUCACAGUCACUCUCAACAUGGAAAAGUACAACUUCCUUGGUAUCAGUAUUGUGGGUCAAAGUAAUGACAGAGGAGAUGGGGGCAUCUAUAUUGGCUCCAUUAUGAAAGGUGGAGCAGUGGCGGCUGAUGGCAGGAUUGAGCCUGGAGACAUGCUGUUACAGGUGAAUGAUGUGAACUUUGAGAACAUGAGUAAUGAUGAUGCUGUCAGGAUUCUACGGGAGAUCGUAUCUAAACCUGGGCCAAUAAGCCUAACAGUGGCAAAAUGUUGGGACCCCUCUCCUAGAAGCUACUUCACCAUCCCUAGAGCUGAGCCAGUGAGACCCAUUGACCCUGCUGCCUGGAUCACACACACUACAGCACUUUCUGGGCCGUACCCCCAUUAUGAGUUUGAUGACCUUCCACUUUCUGUGUCAAAAACAGACAUGGCAACUAUAGUAAAAGUAAUGCAGCUACCAGAUUCAGGCCUGGAGAUCCGAGACCGAAUGUGGUUAAAGAUCACUAUAGCCAACGCUGUCAUCGGGGCUGAUGUUGUUGACUGGUUGUUCUCUCGGGUGGAGGGCUUCAAAGACCGCCGUGAUGCCAGAAAAUAUGCCAGCAGUUUGUUGAAACAUGGCUACCUGAGACACACAGUCAAUAAAAUCACCUUCUCGGAGCAGUGCUACUACACUUUUGGAGAUCUCUGCCAAAAUAUGGCUUCUCUCAAUCUUAAUGAGGGAUCCAGUGGUGGCGGCUCUGACCAAGAUGGUCUCGCUCCUCUUCCUCCACCAGGAACCAACCCCUGGCCCCUCGGUGGGCAGCCCUACCCCUACCCAGGUUACCCCACUCCUCCGCCAGGCUUUCCUCCUGGAUACUCGGACCCCUGCCACAGUUUCCACAGUGGCAGUGCAGGCAGCCAGCAGAGUGAAGGUAGCAGAAGCAGUGGCUCCAACCCCAGCGCUGGGAAAGGACGGAGACCCUCCCCUCGAGAGAAGGACCAUAAGGCGCCGUGCUGUGGGGGCAGCGAAUCAGAACUGGGCACGUGGGUCGGAAGGAGGGGUGAGAGGGCACCCAGUCAGCUGAGUCAUCAAAGCCACAGCCGCUCUGCUGUCAGUCAAGCCCACUCCAGCCACAGCUACACUCACUCUGGGUACAGUCUUGGCCAGUGUCACAGUGUUUCGCAACAUAGUCACAACUUCACCUACAGCCACGCCCCUUUCAUUCAGCCCAAUCAUCUGACCUGUGCCCACAGUGAGAGAAGUCACGGCUCUUCCUACGGCCCGCCGGGUCUGCCCCCUCCGUACUGCCUUGCUCACCUCGCCCCCAAAGCGGCAGCAAGCAACAGCCCACCCGGGGCUCCACCCGUUCGGGAGUUAGGAAACGUCCCCCCAGAACUCACGGCUAGUCGGCAGUCUUUUCAACACGCUAUGGGCAAUCCUUGUGAAUUUUUCGUUGAUAUUAUGUGACAGGACAGUGCCUUCAACCCUUUCAGAGCACAAGGCCUAGUUCCCACAGUUUGCUUCAUGAAUUUUUGCUACUGACGAUCCCUGCACUGAGAAUGCACAAACUGACAGCCCGAUUUAAAUUACCCAAUAAUGAAAAUUGUCAUUUACUCUCAUUUAUCCUCAUGUUGAGUUUCUUCCUUCUGUGGAACAAAAUAAUCGGUGUUAUUGUUAAUUACAACUAAAAAACUAUCGUUUCAAUAAAUCAGAAAAAUAUAAACAGUAGAUUUAUAUAAGAGAACAUUUAAGCUUAAAAAAUGUAAACGAAAAUUAGACUUAACAGCAACUGACAGAAAUGCAAGUACUGAAAUGAUUAAAACUGAAAUAAAAGAUGUAUUAAGGCUACAUAAAAAUAUAAAAAUAAAAAAGCACUAAAGCACAAAAACUAAAAUUCAGAUGACAAAUAUAAAAAUGAAACUAUAAUCAAAAUAUUAAAAACUAUUUAGUAUAUAAAUAAUACUAAAAAGCACAGUACAAAUUAAAUUUGUAUCUUUUUUUUCAUAUAAUGAGAGUGAAUAUGGACUAGGGCUGUCAAGCUUUAAAAUGACAAAAAAAAAAAAAAGUAUCAAGUCAUCCAUAAGAGCAGUGUUUCUCAACUCCAGUCCUCGGGACCCACUGCUCUGCACAUUUUGUAUGUAUCCCUUAUUUAACGCACCUGAUUCAGAUCAUCAGCUCUUUAGGAGAGACUCCAUGAACUGAACUGAGUGUGUCAGGUAAGAGAGACAUACAAAAUGUGCAGAGCAUUGGGUCCCGAGGACUGGAGUUGAGAACCACUGCAUGAGAGGAAGGAGACCAUUUUUUAAAAUUCAUUGUAAGACUUAAAAUAUAGCAUUAUAUGUUACAUGGACUACUUCUAUUUUACUUUUAUUGUGCUUUUCUGUCAUUUUGGAACUUGACAAAAAUAGCCCCCUUUCACUUCUGUUAUUUGGAAUAUAACAGCCAGAUAUAUUUUGUGUUCAAAAGAAGAGAGAAAGUGUUUGAAACAACAUGAGAGUGAGCAAAUGACAGAAUUUUCAUUUUUAGGUCAACUCUACCUUUAACAUCUAUUCAUUAUUUAGAUCAAUGAAGGACACUAAAAAAGCACAACUGCAGAGUUCAUUUACACUCUGACACAAAAAACUACAAUACUUUAGCAGCAGCACAAGAUAACACAACUAAUAAGCUUUUUAACAGGAAAGUCAGUGUAUCAGACUCUCUGCUUUUUAUCCUGAGCUGCUCUUCACUUUGCACAAGUUACAAGUCAGACAACUGGCCUGACAGCUCUUAACACAGUCUGUACUUUUAAAUGUAUCCAUGCGCUGGAUUAUUUUUUUUCUUACACCGUUGUAUUUGACUUUGCAUUCGCAGAGUCAUAACCCUGACAAUCAGACAUAAUAAUGACAACUGACGUCCCUAAACAUUGCUGAAUGUAUUGUCUUGUGAGACUACAACUCCGCAAAAUUCCCGCAUUAUAGCAUGUUAAGCUAUCAUUAAAUAAAUGCUCGGACUUGUUAAUGUUAGACUCAUGGUUGCCAAAUGUUUCCUCUAAAUGUACAUGAUAGAUUUUAAAGAAUAACAAACAGGUGCUUUUCAUAGAGUCUGUGAACUGACUGUUCAAACGUCACCAGUUGUCUUAGUAUUUACCACUGUAUUACGAACAUCACUGUACAGUUAAUGCAGUAGUCUGUUAUGAGAGUGGUAGUAGGCCCUGUAAGUUAAAACAUAGAUGAUAUUUAAAGAGGCAGAUAGGUUAACCAAAGUCCCUUGGCAAUUAGUGAAUCGUGAACUUUGUUCUAGUUGUUUGCUGGAGGAAAAGCUGUUUAUGGUCAAGUUUACUGGUAAAGCAGUGAGGUUGUUGUCUAAGAGCAUACAGUAUGUCCUUGUUUGUAAUGUUCUGUUCCAUGAAGUGACCUAUCUGCCUGAGCCAAAACAAGAAAGAGACACAGUUUCUGUCAAGCACUUUUGGAAUAUAAUUUAUGGGCCCUUUAGAAUGAAAUGCUGAUUGCAGUGAAAGCUGUUUGCUUUUUUGUUUCUUCACAAAAGAGGAAUAAUAAAUUGUAAAUAGGAUAGCAUAUAUAUUAUAUAAAUAUAUAUAUAAAACCGAGAAAAUAAAUUUUAUGUAUUAAGAAGUG